Molecule: messenger RNA, 2739 nt
Organism: Closterium sp. Naga37s-1
Lineage: Eukaryota; Viridiplantae; Streptophyta; Zygnematophyceae; Desmidiales; Closteriaceae
Source: the annotation of a GenBank genome assembly
AUGCGCUGGGGCGUCCGGGGAGAGCAUCGCGACGCUCUGGGGCGUCCGGGGAGAGCAUCGCGACGCUCUGGGGCGUCCGGGGAGAGCAUCGCGACGCUCUGGGGCGUCCGGGUAGAGCAUCGCGACGCGGUGGGGCGUCCGGGGAGAGCAUCGCGACGCUCUGGAGCGUCCGGGGAGAGCAUCGCGACGCUCUGGGGCGUCCGGAGCAUCGCGACGCACUGGGGCGUCCGGGGAGAGCAUCGCGACGCUCUGGGGCGUACGGGGAGAGCAUCGCGACGCUCUGGGGCGUCAGGGGAGAGCAUCGCGACGCUCUGGGGCGUCCGAGGAGAGCAUCGCGAUGCUCUGGGGCGUCCGGGGAGAGCAUCGCGAUGCUUUGGGGCGUCCGGGGAGAGCAUCGCGAUGCUCUCCCGCUUUCCUUUACCCCGCCCCAUUCUCCCUCCUUCCAUCACCCCGCCCCAUUCUCCCUCCUUCCAUCUCCCCGCCCCAUUCUCCCGCUUUCCAUCACCCCGCCCCAUUCUCCCGCUUUCCCUCACCCCGCCCCAUUCUCCCGCUCUCCAUUACCCCGCCCCAUUCUCCCGCUUUCCAUCACCCCGCCCCAUUCUCCCGCUUUCCAUCACCCCGCCCUUUUCUCCUGCUUUCCAUCACCCUGCCCCAUUCUCCCGCUUUCCAUCACCCCGCCCCAUUUUCCCGCUUUCCAUCACCCCGCCCCAUUCUCCCGCUUUCCAUCACCCGCCCCAUUCUCCCGCCUUCCAUCACCCCGCCCCAUUCUCCCUCCUUCCAUCACCCCGCCCCAUUCUCCCGCCUUCCAUCACCCCACCCAAUUCUCCCGCUUUCCAUCACCCCGCCCCAUUCUCCCGCUUUCCAUCACCCCGCCCCAUUCUCCCGCUUUCCACCACCUUGCCCCAUUCUCCCGCUUUCCAUCACCCCGCCCCAUUCUCCCACUUUCCAUCACCCAGCCCCAUUCUCCCUCCUUCCAUCACCCCGCCCCAUUCUCCCGCUUUCCAUCACCCCACCCCAUUCUCCCUCCUUCCAUCACCCCGCCCCAUUAUCCCUCCUUCCAUCACCCCGCCCCAUUCUCCUGCUUUCCAUCACCCCGCCCCGUUCUCCCUCCUUCCAUCACCGCGCCCCAUUCUCCCUCCUUCCAUCACCCCGCCCCAUUCUCCCGCUUUCCAUCACCCCGCCCCAUUCUCCCGCUUUCCAUCGCCCCAUUCUCCCGCUUUCCAUCACCCCGCCCCAUUCUCCUGCUUUCCAUCACCCCGCCCCAUUCUCCCGCUUUCCAUCACCCCGCCCCAUUCUCCCGCUUUCCAUCACCUUGCCCCAUUCUCCCUCCUUCCAUCACCCCGCCCCAUUCUCCCGCUUUCCAUCACCCCCCCACAUUCUCCCUCCUUCCAUCACCCCGCCCCAUUCUCCCUCCUUCCAUCACCCCGCCCCAUUCUCCCUCUUUCCAUCACCCCGCCCCAUUCUCCCGCUUUCCAUCUCCCCGCCCCAUUCUCCCUCCUUCCGCCCCAUUCUCCCUCCUUCCAUCACCCCGCCCCAUUCUCCCGCUUUCCAUCACCCCGCCCCAUUCUCCCGCUUUCCAUCACCCCGCCCCAUUCUCCCGCUUUCCAUCACCCCGCCCCAUUCUCCCGCUUUCCAUCACCCCGCCCCAUUCUCCCUCCUUCCAUCAACCCGUCCCAUUCUCCCUCCUUCCAUCACCCCGCCCCAUUCUCCAGCUUUCCAUCACCCCGCCCCAUUCUCCCGCUUUCCAUCACCCCGCCCCAUUCUCCUUCCUUCCAUCACCCCGCCCCAUUCUCCCGCUUUCCAUCACCCCGCCCCAUUCUCCCGCUUUCCAUCACCGUGCCCCAUUCUCCCGCUUUCCAUCACCCUACCCCAUUCUCCCGCUUUCCAUCACCCCGUCCCAUUCUCCCGCUUUUCAUCACCCCGCCCCAUUCUCCCUUCUUCCAUCACCCCGCCCCAUUCUCCCGCUUUCCAUCACCCCGCCCCAUUCUCCCGCUUUCCAUCGCCCCGCCCCAUUCUCCCGCCUUCCAUCACCCCGCCCCAUUCUCCCGCUUUCCAUCACCCCGCCCCAUUCUCCCGCUUUCCAUCACCGCGCCCCCUUCUCCCGCUUACCAUCACCCCGCCCCAUUCUCCCGCUUUCCAUCACCUCGCCCCAUCUCCCGCUUUCCAUCACCCCGCCCCAUUCUCCCUCCUUCCAUCACCCCGUCCCAUUCUCCCUCCUUCCAUCAACCCGCCCCAUUCUCCCGCUUUCCAUCACCCUGCCCCAUUCUCCCUGCUUCCAUCACCUUUCCCCAUUCUCCCUCCUUCCAUCACCCCGCCCCAUUCUCCCUCUUUCCAUCACCCCGCCCCAUUCUCCCGCUUUCCAUCUCCCCGCCCCAUUCUCCCUCCUUCCGCCCCAUUCUCCCUCCUUCCAUCACCCCGCCCCAUUCUCCCGCUUUCCAUCACCCCGCCCCAUUCUCCCGCUUUCCAUCACCCCGCCCCAUUCUCCCGCUUUCCAUCACCCCGCCCCAUUCUCCCGCUUUCCAUCACCCCGCCCCAUUCCCCCUCCCCGCCCCAUUCUCCCGCUUUCCAUCACCCCGCCCCAUUCUCCUUCCUUCCAUCACCCCGCCCCAUUCUCCCGCUUUCCAUCACCCCGCCCCAUUCUCCCGCUUUUCAUCACCCCGCCCCAUUCUCCCUUCUUCCAUCACCCCGCCCCAUUCUCCCGUUUUCCAUCACCCCGCUGUUGAAUGCACGUCAUUCUGA